Mesorhabditis belari is the source of this 1551-nucleotide messenger RNA. Lineage: Eukaryota; Metazoa; Nematoda; Chromadorea; Rhabditida; Rhabditidae. The record is from the annotation of a GenBank genome assembly.
AUGUCUCAAGCGUUACUGAUAAAGAAUGGAACGAUCGUUAACGAUGACGAGAUUUUGAAAGCGGAUGUGCUGGUGAAGAAUGGGAAAAUUGUGGAAAUUGGUCAGAAUCUGCACUCCGAGGGAGCUGUCUUGGUGGAGGCGGACGGUCGACUGGUGAUCCCUGGAGGCAUCGAUCCACACACUCACAUGCAGCUUCCAUUUAUGGGCGAGGUGGCCGUCGACGAUUUCUACACGGGAACUCGAGCCGCUCUAGCUGGAGGAACGACUAUGAUUAUCGAUUUCGUGAUUCCAAGCAAAGACUCGACUCCGCUAAAGGCUUACAAACAGUGGAGAGAUUGGGCUGAUCCUAAGGUUUGUUGCGAUUACGCUCUUUCGAUGGCGAUCACCACGUGGAAUGAAGAGGUUUCGAAAGAAAUGCAAAUGGUCACCAUGCCUGAAUAUGGAAUCAACUCCUUCAAAUUCUUCCUCGCCUACAAAGGCGUCUUCAUGGUGCAAGAUGACGAGUUCUAUCAAGGAAUGUUACAAUGUGCUAAAAUUGGUGCCUUGGCAAGGGUUCAUGCCGAGAAUGGGCCAGUGAUUGCAGAAAAAGCGAAAGCUUUGUUGGAUAUGGGAAUUACAGGACCCGAAGGGCACACACAGAGCAGGCCGGAAGAGCUAGAAGCGGAGGCCACAAACAGAGCCUGUGUGCUAGCCGGACAAGCGAAUUGUCCCCUCUAUGUUGUGCAUGUGAUGAGCAAAGGAGCCGCCCGCGCAAUUGCGCAUCAUCGACAAAAGGGAUCCGUUGUAUUCGGUGAGCCGAUCGCGGCUGGAUUGGGAACCGACGGGAGUCAUUAUUAUUCGGAGGACUGGUUGACUGCGGCUCGACACGUGAUGUCGCCUCCACUCAGCCGAGACCCGACCACCCCCGAAGCGCUCAUGAAAUUGCUGGCUUGCGGCGAACUCCAUCUGGUCGGCACAGACAAUUGCACUUUUAAUUGUCAACAAAAGCUCGCCGGUAAACACGACUUUACCAAGAUCCCGAAUGGAGUGAACGGAGUUGAGGAUCGGAUGUCGAUUGUUUGGGAGAGAGGAGUGCAUAGGGGAGUCAUGGAUCCAAUGAGAUUCGUUGCUGUUACGAGCUCGACUUGUGCAAAGAUUUUCAAUAUUUACCCGCGAAAGGGCAGAAUCGCUGUCGGAUCCGAUGCAGACAUUGUCAUUUGGAAUGCGAAAGCAACGAAAGUGAUCUCGAAGGAUCACCACCACCAAGCCGUCGACUACAACAUCUUCGAGGGUCAAGAAGUCCACGGAGUCGCUGAGAUGACUAUCUCUAGAGGAAAUAUUGUUUGGGAGGAUGGCCAACUAUCAGUGGAAGGAGGAGCGGGGAAAUUCGUUCACCUUCCCCCAUACUGUCCCUAUGUCUUUGCGGCUGUUCAACAAAGAGAGAAGGUUAUUCAACCAAGAGCCGUGAAAAGAGCCCCAGUUGAAGAGAUGGCAGCAGCCAAAAUUUCGGAAAUCCAAAACGGAACAAGAGCCAAAGUCCCUCCAGGUGGCGGCUCCAAAAUAAGCUUUGCA